Messenger RNA from Maudiozyma barnettii, 1962 nucleotides. RefSeq lists its product as uncharacterized. The transcript has a single exon. The record is from RefSeq and is a predicted model, not a curated record. Lineage: Eukaryota; Fungi; Ascomycota; Saccharomycetes; Saccharomycetales; Saccharomycetaceae. Gene Ontology annotation, molecular function: hydrolase activity. The coding region runs from base 1 to 1962 and encodes 653 amino acids.
AUGAUUAUAUUCCGUAGCUUCUUUUUGACAAUAUUGGCUUCCAGCUCUCUAGUAUUUUCGGUUCCUCAGGAUAGUAUCACUGAAGAAAACUUAGACAGUGUGUUGAACUCCCAAAAUAAACAAAAUGAUGACACUGUUAUUAAUAGUGUGGUCAGUCAAUUGAACCAAACCCUAUCGAGUAAUGACAAAUGCAAUAGUUGUGUCGAAAGGUUACUUAUUGGUAAGACACUAGCAAAUACAAGACCAGAUCUUGUCUCCUCGGCAUUCACUAAAUGGUGUUUGGAAGCUAAAGGAUUAAGCAAAUCUACUUGUAUUGAAAAAUAUGGUCUUUCUACUGUUUACAAUAGUAGUCAAGGUGCAAAUUUUGCGGAUAUGUUAGUCGAGAUUAAUCCACUAGCCUAUGAAGGUCAAUUAUAUUGUUAUUAUAAAGAAAGCAAAAGUUGUCCAAAACCUGCUACUCCAAACAUCACCGUAUCUCAUAUGUGGCCACCAAAGAGUCCACAGCAUAUGGUUGCUCCUGAACCGGGUAUGAAUGGUACAUUCAAUGUUCUACAUAUCUCUGAUCUACAUAUUGAGCUAGAUUAUAGCGUUGGUAGUGAAACUAAUUGUACUGAUACUAUUUGUUGUACUCCAUUCUCUAAGAACUCUGUUAAGCAAAAUGAAACAUCGAGUUAUAAUGGUUACUGGAAUUCUUUCUUUAACUCGUCAUAUAAUGAAGAUUUUUCAUUUUCAAAAGGUGAUUUAAUUAAUGUUUUUGAUAACUCUUCAAUUUUUGCACCAGCAACCUCUUUUGGUAAUUACGAGUGUGAUUCCCCUGAACUUUUAAUCAACGCUUCCUUAAACAGUGUCAUAAACUACACGAAUCAACAAAAUAUUACCUUUGAUUUCUCACUUUUUACAGGUGAUAUGGUCGACCACGAUGCUGCAGAACGUAUAUCCCUUGAAACUACUAUCCAGUCAGAAGAAUAUAUCUUUAGGGAUAUAAAAUCAAGAUUGGGAUCUAUUCCUGUUUUCCCUGUUCUAGGUAACCAUGACACAUUUCCUUAUGCUGAAUUAGCCCCAGAACAAUACAGUUACUCUAAUAAAUUCACAUGGAAUGCAGAGCUCAUGGCGGAUAUUUGGGAGGACUAUGGUUGGGUUACACCUGAAGCAGCUCAAUAUGCGAGAAAGCAUUACACAGGAUAUGCAGUUGAAACUAGGCUUGGAUUAAAGGUUAUUUCUUUAAAUUCCAAUACAUGGUACUUGAAAAAUACCUAUUCUUAUUUGAAUGCUACUCAACCUGAUAAUUUUGGUCAAUUUGAAUUUUUAAUAGAAGAAUUACUGGCUAGUGAAGCGAAAAAUCAAAGAGUAUGGAUUACGGCACAUAUUCCACCUGCUAGUGCUGGUUUACCAAUACCAGCCAAUAUCCUUGCGGAGAUUAUUGAAAGAUUUUCUCCUUCUACCAUAGCAGGUAUUUUCUUUGGGCAUACACACGAAGAUCAAUUCCAAAUCCUAUAUGCAGGUUCAGGUAACGACACCAAAACUAUCAACAAUGUCAUCAACAAUGCUUUCAUUGGUCCAUCUAUCACCCCAUGGGGUGGUAUUAACCCAUCCUGGAGAUAUUAUGAAGUCGACAAGACCACUUUCUCUGUUAUGAAUGUGCACAAUUUCUAUACUCCUUUGAAUGAGACAUACACUAACAAUGGUCACGAACCACAAUGGAAACAUGAGUAUGCUGCUAGAAAUGCUUAUAAUGUGUCAUGGCCUGCCACUUCUCCGCUAAAUGGUACUUUCUGGCAUUUAGUUGCUGAACAAGUGAAGGACUCUGUGGAUGUUAGACAGCUCUAUGAACGUUACGCCAAAAGAUUAUCUCCAUAUGUUUCUAACUGUUACAAUUCUACUGAUUGUGACGGUGAUUAUUGUUUCUUAUCAACUUUCAGAGUUGAUGACUAUGACAGUUGUAUGGCAGCUUUACCUAAAUAA